Messenger RNA from Arxiozyma heterogenica, 1194 nucleotides. RefSeq names its product TLC domain-containing protein. Lineage: Eukaryota; Fungi; Ascomycota; Saccharomycetes; Saccharomycetales; Saccharomycetaceae. The record is from RefSeq and is a predicted model, not a curated record. Gene Ontology annotation, molecular function: sphingosine N-acyltransferase activity. Gene Ontology annotation, biological process: ceramide biosynthetic process. The transcript has a single exon. Gene Ontology annotation, cellular component: membrane. Bases 1 to 1194 code for a protein of 397 amino acids.
AUGUCUACAUCAACUGGAAUAAAUCAAUCGUUACAUUCACCGACACCAAGGUAUGCUCGAAGUCGAAGAUCUUCUUCUGUUGGGAAGAUCGACUUAGGUGAUAAUGUUCAAUCAAUAACAAGCCAACUUGGUUCAAAAAGCACAAAUAAAAGCUCCUAUAAUUCGUUACAAUUAUGUUUACAACAUCCCUUAAAAUAUAUUGGUGAAUUAAUAUCUCGCCAUGUGUGGAUACCACCUUUAUUCAUCAUUAGUGUUGUGUAUGCCUUCUACUUCAGUUCUGAUAACCAAACAAAGACAAAUCCAUUACAUAUGUUUGUGACCAUCUCUUAUCAAAUAGAUGAUACUGAUAUGUAUGGUAAAGGUAUCAAAGAUCUUUGUUUUGUAUUCUUUUAUAUGAUUUUUUUUACUUUCUUAAGAGAUUUUAUAAUGGAUGUUUUCAUUCGUCCCUUUGCAUUAAAAGUUGCCAAAAAUAAACAAAAACAAGAUAGAAUUAUGGAGCAAGUAUACUAUGUAUUUUACUACGGUAUCUCUGGUCCAUUUGGUCUAUAUAUCAUGCACGGUACUGAUCUGUGGCUUUUCAAAACUAGAACCAUGUACGAGACUUAUCCAGAUUUUAAUAAUCCCUAUCUAUUCAAAAUAUUUUAUUUAGGUCAAGCUGCAUUUUGGACUCAACAAGCCUGUGUUCUUGCUUUACAAUUAGAGAAACCAAGAAAGGAUUAUUAUGAAUUGAUUUUCCAUCAUAUUGUGACUUUAUUACUAAUUUGGUUAUCCUAUGUGUUCCAUUUCACCAAGAUGGGUCUAGCCAUCUAUAUCACCAUGGAUGUCUCUGAUUGUCUAUUAGCUUUAUCAAAGACUUUAAAUUAUUUAGAUUCCCCAUUCACUCCUACCAUCUUUAUCAUUUUCAUUAUUAGUUGGAUCUAUUUGCGUCAUGUGGUCAAUAUUCGUAUUCUAUGGUCUGUGUUGACCGAGUUUAGAACUGUGGGUAACUAUAGAUUAAAUUUUGCCACUCAACAAUACAAAUGUUGGAUUUCUUUAAUCUUUGUGUUUGUAUUAAUCCUUGCUUUGCAAUUAGUCAAUUUGUACUGGUUAUUUUUGAUCUUCCGUAUUCUUUAUAGAUAUAUCUCUAGUGGUGUUCAAGCUGAUGAAAGAAGUGAAAAUGAGGAUGAAGAAGAAUUCAAAGAAAAGAAAAAUUGA